This is a messenger RNA of Seminavis robusta, 2099 nucleotides long. The record is from the annotation of a GenBank genome assembly. NCBI's taxonomy places the organism in Eukaryota, Bacillariophyta, Bacillariophyceae, Naviculales, Naviculaceae.
UGACACCAUGCCCGAUUGCUUGUCUUCUUCUGUCUUGAAGAGGCAGUCAAGAUACUUUCUUCCAAUUCUGAGGAGCCAAAAAGGCAUCCCAUGCCCACCCUGCUACAUUCGGGAGAAGCAGCCCGGCUUUUUCAACGUAUUCUUCCCCUCCCACCUUUCUUCGAAAGGAUAGAUCCUUCUCGGCAAUGCUGGAUGCAAAGACAAUGGUCCAACUGAACACGUUCACGACCCAGGGAAACCAAUGCUGCGACAGUAUGGCGUAGGCCGUGUACACAAGGAUUUCGCCCAAAUAGUUGGUAUUUCUGCACCAUGCUACCCAACCAUCCUCAAUCACCGCCUUCUUCAAUUGCAGCACAAAGUACUUUUGUUUAUCUGCGCACAUCAUCAGGACAACCCCCCAAGUGUGCAUCACAGUGGCAACGAAGGCCCGUACAGGAGAGACUUGAUUGGCGGGGAUGAUGAGAUACACUCCAGGGGACCAAUACAGGGACAACCCAAACGACAACAUCACGGCGCUGGGAAUGGUCAUUCUCGCCUUCCAUUGGCAUCUGGAAUGAUGCGGUCCUUCAACAACCAAACAAAACCGUAGCUUCAUCAGCCUGCCGAUGACAGCAUAGGUGUAGGUGUUGGAUGCAGUUGACAGUGCCGUGCAGUGUCGCAAUAGGCGUUUCAUGGUGGGCAUCAAGGAGCGUACUAGCUAGUACCGGUACCGUUGGAGGUUAUAACUUCCCUCUCUGCCUACAACACCCUGCUACCGGGCCGGCACUGUCAAGGGGAGCUCCAACAGCUGCUCCGGCUGCAUGUUGUUCCGCUCGAAGCCAUCAUUGCGGUUGUCGGCCCCAGAAACCAUAGAGCCUUCUGAUGUGAAGCUGGAGGCACUUUCAGAUGUGGGUGCCAAAGGAGAUAAGAGACUGGUGCACACAGGGGCCAAUGGAUUGGUCAUGGCUAUGGUGACUGCAUUUGCCCAGCACCUGCCAUUGGAACUCUCCCCUGAUUUGAUCUGGAUUGCAAUCUCAUAUGCCUUUGCCAAGCAUGUGGAUAGGAACGCUGAAGCUCUACGAAAGAAUUUUGUGCAGCAUGAAGGAAAGAAGCGCCUUUUCCUGGAAACCGAUUCCAGCUUUGCCAUGAGCAGAGGAGGAGACCCCGACACAGGAGCUUCUGACAAAGAAUGGGAGACUCAAAUCUUGCCUGAUUUCUCAAGCCAAAUCAAGGAUCACAUUGGCAAGACAACCCAUGAAGCAAUUGCUUCCAGCUUCACCACAACAACAGCUACUGCAAAGGCUUGCCAUGAAAUCACCCUCAUGUCUGCUAUGAAGAACUACCAUACCUAUGGCAUGGGGACCAGGUGUGGCAUUCCCCAAAUCACCUUGUUGGGGACUGAUGAUGACUGGGUUGAGCUGCGUGCCCGUGCAGAGCAUCUAGGGAGGUUAAUGACAAAAGAGUUCUCCGAGUACUGGAUGCCCGUUUUGCUACCUUUAUUGGAUGAAUUUGUGGAGAGCUACAAGGGCAAUGUCAACCACGGUUUUUGGCAGUCCAUGGUGAAGCUCCGUGACACAGGAGGUGGAUCUGGAUCCCAUAGUUUCUGGGUGGAUUCAAAUCCUGUUCCCCUAUCUGGCAUCUGGCAGUCUCAAUGCGAACCUCAAACCCUGGCACGAGAUGUACUUUUAUGGCCCAGAGAUGGAACAUUUUCCACUUCUUGCUUCGUCAGCACCAGUUGAUUGGGACUAUCAUGGUACCACACUUGACAUUGAGUUCUUUGCAGGAAUCAUUGGAUUUGCCCAAUCUUCGGUUGAUGGAACCUUGUCCCCUGCGCUGGGAUGGUGUGUUGUUCAUGUUCCUCCAAAGUCCCCUUCCCUUCAGUUGAAGGAAGCCAAGAAAGAACUGAAUGAUCUCAUGUUGGGUCACAAGGAAGAGGCAUUUGCUGAAACAGUACCGGUAGAUGAGAGUGCUCCUUGGUUUCAGCCUGUUACUUUCUCAAGGAUAAGAUCCUCAAAUUGGAGAGCACAGCCACGACACAGCGCAGCUCUUGAGAUUGCAUUUCUGCCUUGAGCAAGACUUGCGUGGCUUUUUGGUCAAGUGAAUAGCUCUGAUUGUACCGA